This is a messenger RNA of Tigriopus californicus, 2421 nucleotides long. RefSeq names its product S-adenosylmethionine synthase-like (gene Sam-S). The coding region runs from base 195 to 1403 and encodes 402 amino acids. Gene Ontology annotation, biological process: S-adenosylmethionine biosynthetic process. Gene Ontology annotation, cellular component: cytosol. The record is from RefSeq and is a predicted model, not a curated record. NCBI's taxonomy places the organism in Eukaryota, Metazoa, Arthropoda, Copepoda, Harpacticoida, Harpacticidae. The transcript is spliced from 6 exons. Gene Ontology annotation, molecular function: ATP binding; methionine adenosyltransferase activity.
GUUCUCUCACUCUGCCUCUUUUCCACUGAGACCCCCAACCUGAAAGGAAGUCUAGAACUUCUUUCAAAAUAGACUUUCCGUUCAUUAACUGCAAUUGUAAAUCCCGGAAUUCACCCUAGUUAUUGUUGAGACUCUCCGCGUUCUUCAGUGUUCAGUUCAUCAUCACCAUUUUUGCCUCCAAUCUCAACCACAAAAUGCCUGCUCAAAGUCAAAACGGUUCUGCUCCCAACUCAAGUGGAGUCAUGGAAGCAUCCUCUGGCACCAAAUUCCUCUUCACAUCCGAAUCCGUGGGAGAGGGACAUCCAGACAAGAUGUGUGAUCAAAUUUCUGACGCUGUCCUCGACGCUCAUCUGCGGCAAGACCCCGACUGCAAAGUGGCUUGCGAGACCGUGACUAAAACUGGAAUGAUUAUGAUUUGCGGCGAGAUCACGUCCAAAGCGCAUGUAGACUACCAGAAGGUCGUCCGUGAUACAGUCAAGCAUAUCGGAUACGAUGACAGCUCCAAGGGAUUUGACCACAAGACCCUGAAUUUACUGAUUGCUAUUGAGCAACAGAGUCCAGAUAUUGCCGGUGGUGUCCACGUUGAGCGCGAUGAGGAUGACACCGGGGCCGGUGAUCAGGGUCUCAUGUUCGGUUAUGCCACAGAUGAAACCGAGGAGUGCAUGCCCUUGACCGUUGUCCUUUCGCACGCCUUGAACCGUAAGAUUUCUGAGCUGCGGCGCGACGGAACUCUUUGGUGGGCUCGCCCUGACACCAAGACCCAGGUGACUUGUGAAUAUUACUUCGACAAUGGCGCCUGUAUCCCUGUCCGCGUCCACACGGUCGUGGUGUCCACGCAGCAUAGCGAGAAGGUCAGCUUGGAGGCCCUCCGUCAAGACAUUAUGGAUAAGGUCAUUCGCAGCACCAUCCCCGCCAAGUACCUGGAUGAGGACACCAAGUACCAUAUUAACCCUUGCGGCAACUUUGUCAUUGGGGGGCCCAUGGGAGAUGCUGGUCUCACAGGCCGCAAAAUCAUUGUAGACACUUAUGGCGGUUGGGGCGCUCAUGGUGGUGGAGCCUUCAGUGGCAAGGACUACACUAAGGUCGAUCGAUCGGCUGCCUAUGCGGCUCGAUGGGUGGCCAAAUCGCUUGUGAAGGCUGGUUUGUGCCGACGUUGCUUGGUUCAGGUUUCAUACGCUAUUGGCGUGGCUGAGCCCCUCUCUGUGACCGUGAUGGACUACGGUACGUCUAGCAAAACCAUCGAGGAGUUGAACGCGAUUGUGAAGGAGAACUUCGACCUCCGACCCGGUCGCAUUGUCAAGGACCUCAAGUUGAAGACCCCCAUCUUUCAACAAACUAGCUCCUACGGCCACUUUGGUCGGGAUAUUUUCACCUGGGAGCAGCCCAAGCAACUUAAAUACUAGGUGUCUUUCUGCCACCUGGUCCAUCUGCUCCGUGUUCUCUUUUGGUGUGAUUCCCUAUGAUUGCCAAUCAAAUCUCCCUGUACCCUCCCAACAUUAUUGCUAUUAGAAAGAAAUUGUGUUUCUACCCCCCACUUUUCGCCUUGUCUCUACAAUCACAAAGUAAACCCAUCUCCAGGGGGUCACAGAUUUGGGAGGGCCGAUUGAUUUCUAACCCCAAUCAUGAGACCGACGACCAACGAAUGUGAAGUGGUAGCCGGGCUCUAAACCCUCCUACAGACACAGCGUGAAACACAAUCGUUGGACCUUGUCUCUGCCCUCUCUGAUCUGCAAGAGCCGCUUCGCACGCCUCUCAGAGUCUCUUGUCAUCUUUCAAUGUCUGAAAAAGAAUUAUGUAAAACCCCUUUAAAAACAACUUUUGUAAUAUAAAGAUCAACAAAAAGUAGAAGAAAAAAAAUCCAUCAGUGCGGCGGCCUUGUGUUGUGCUUUUUAGGAAUUAUUGGAAAAGAGCAUUUUCGAAAAGCACUCCGGCCACCUAGAUUUGCGGACAAAGCCAACUUUUACACGUUUCAAACCCCUCAAUUUGUGAACACAAACGGCUUUUUUACUUUUCUGUGAUACGGAACCACAACUAUCGUAAUACCUUACCCUAGCUACCCUCUCAUUGUUUUUGUGUGAACCCUGCUUGAACUAUCGGCAUUUUGAUGUUUUAUUUGUGUCUUCAUCAUAUUCAUUGCACUUUGAUCAGCUUUUUCUUAUGAAUGGUAACCUGGCGGGAAAAAUCGUCCCUACUGCUUUUUUACCCAACAUCAUAAAAACGAUUCGGUUUCUCUCGCACCACGUGAUUUGUCCAUCCAUCAAUUAAAGGGGGUCGACGAUUUUCCCGGGAGACAUCCUAGAAUUUGCGAAGAUCUCUUGCACACGCUCGGAAUCAGUGUCACUGAUUAAAAAUUUGCCCAAGAUAUACAUAUUUACUUCAAAUGCUUCAAGUUUGCGAAUAAAACUUUACCUUUUUCUAGUA